UCGGUAUUGACGGCUGCAGCGCUCGUAAUAUUUUUAGUGACGUUCUUUGUCGUAAACUAUCCGGAGAUCCGCCGCAGCCGCUUUGACGCUGCUAACAUGACGGUCGACGAAAUCGACAUUGCCUCUCGCUACUGCUGCGAGCGCAGCUGCGACGACACCUGCUCAAAUUCCUUCUUCGGCACUCGCUGCGACGCUAUGCAGAACGCAGCGCAAGCCCUCGACCCAACAAAGUGCACCGCAAACAGCACAAACGCUGCUCUCUGCCCACUCUCCGGCCCCGCGGCAACAUGCGACAACGGCGAUUACUGUUGUGCGACUUGCUGCUCGACGUGCCAGAGCUGCACUACCUCAUGCUCGGGGACCGGAUCGUCGCAAUCAUGCACAACAUCAUGCAGUUCAUACGAAUGCAACUGUUACUGCUGUUCGGAAACCGCCCACCAGCAGUGUACCAUGCAAUGCAACCUCUGCUACGCUGUCGAGAUGCAUGUUGAAUUCAACGACCGAUGGAGGCGGAAAACCACGGCGGAAUUGAGCAUGGACUUCAAGCGGGAUUUAAAUGCCGCUCAGGUGUUUUUCAACGCCCAUCUCCCAAACUCGACGUUUGUUGGGUACUACGAUACGCACGACACGUCCGUCAUUCUCUUGUCUCGCGACUUCACCGUCAAGCCGUGGAUCGGACUUGCCUCUGCCACGCUCCCCCUGUUCUUGGCCGUCCUCAUC
Fimicolochytrium jonesii is the source of this 720-nucleotide messenger RNA. RefSeq lists its product as uncharacterized. The annotation marks the transcript as partial. NCBI's taxonomy places the organism in Eukaryota, Fungi, Chytridiomycota, Chytridiomycetes, Spizellomycetales, Powellomycetaceae. The record is from RefSeq and is a predicted model, not a curated record. Gene Ontology annotation, molecular function: protein binding. The transcript has a single exon.